This is a messenger RNA of Perkinsus marinus ATCC 50983, 441 nucleotides long. RefSeq lists its product as hypothetical. Bases 1 to 441 code for a protein of 146 amino acids. Gene Ontology annotation, cellular component: cytosol. The transcript has 4 exons. NCBI's taxonomy places the organism in Eukaryota, Perkinsozoa, Perkinsida, Perkinsidae. The record is from RefSeq and is a predicted model, not a curated record.
AUGCAGGCUGAUAAGCUCUUUGCCAUCUUUGAAGAGUAUUUCAAUCAUGAGUCGAACCCAGGAGCUAGCCUAGUCGAUAAGGUUAAUGCAACCUACACCUUCGAGAUUUACCCUCACAAGGUGGGAUCGGGAGAGUCGAAGAAGUGGACCAUCGACUUGAAAACCAAACCUGGCAAAUGCAUAGCUGCUCAGGAGGAUGGUGGCGACUGCACAUUUCAACUCUCGGACAAAGACUUCGUACAAUUAGCGGCUAACAAGUUGAAUCCCCAAAUGGCGUUCAUGACGGGGAAGUUGAAGAUCAAAGGGAAUCUGGGCAAGGCUAUGAAGUUCACACCUGAUCUCCUACCCAAGGUAGACAUCAAGCUCGCUUUGGAUUCCUCCAAGAGUCCUAAGGACAUCGUUGCUCUCGUACUCAGCAGUUCACCUCAGUCGAAGCUCUAA